Molecule: messenger RNA, 1080 nt
Organism: Stegodyphus dumicola
Lineage: Eukaryota; Metazoa; Arthropoda; Arachnida; Araneae; Eresidae
Product: WD repeat-containing protein 62-like
Biological process (GO): centriole replication
Cellular component (GO): mitotic spindle
Molecular function (GO): protein binding
Source: RefSeq, a predicted model, not a curated record
AUGCGUUUUUAUGAAUCUAUGGUAGAACUGCAGCACGUUUUAGGUGUUACGGUUACUAGUAACUCAGCUCUCGACAGCGAUCCUCAAACAGGAACUGUAGCUUAUCCUGCUGGGUGCGUGGUCGUUCUCUACAAUCCUAGGAAAAACAAACAGCGCCACCUAGUGUCCGAUGCCAAAAGGAACAUCACAACUCUAUCCUUCUCCUGGGAUGGCAAAUACUUGGCAACCGGAGAGUGUGGAGCCGUUUCGCACGUUCGGAUAUGGGACGUCCAGAAACUCACACAAAUCGCAGACCUAUCAGGCCACAAACAUGGGAUCAAUUGUGUGGCAUUUUCCCCUAACCUGAAAUACGUCGUGUCCGUGGGCUCUCAACACGAUAUGGUAGUCAACGUAUGGGAUUGGAGAAACAAGCAGAAAGUUGCUUCCAAUAAAGUCUCUUGCAAGGUAAAAGCCCUGUCAUUUGCCGCAGGCGGCAAUUAUUUCGUGACCGUUGGCAACAACCAUGUGAAGUUCUGGUACUUGGAAUAUUCACGAUCGACUAAGUACAAACUGGAACCAGUUCCUCUUAUGGGCCGGUCCGCCAUAUUGGGCGAUCAGAGAAAUAAUUAUUUCUGCGAUGUCGCCUGCGGUCGCGGGGAAUCUGCUGACAGCACUUUUGCAGUCACCAAAUCAGGACUACUCUGUGAAUUCAAUGGACGACGACUGCUGGACAAAUGGGUCGAACUGCGAAUAUCUGUGGCGUAUAGCAUAACCGUUGGAGAGAACCUGAUUCUGGUUGGGUGUUCGGAUGGUAUCGUGAGAUGCUUCAGCCCCUUAGAUCUUCAUUUCAUUUGUACACUGCCCAGGCCGCACUACCUGGGUGUCGACGUUGCCAAAGGCCUCACUGGCAGACAAAUGUCCGGCCAUCCUCCUUCUUCGAAAUACCCGGAUGUAAUAGCGUUGACUCUGGACGAAACGAACAAAAAAGUCACAUGUGUACAUAGCGAUCACAGUCUCUACGUCUGGGAUGUGAAAGAUGUGAAAAAAAUUGGUAAAUCUCAUUCAUUUCUCUAUCACAGUGCCUGCAUCUGGGGCGUUGAG